CACAUUCCAUGCUGGGGGUGACAAGUUUGGGGCCAGCCAGCUGCUGGGUCAGCAGGUGGUCACCCCGCAGCAUCAUCCCUUCCCUCCUCUCUCUGCCCCUCCUCUUCUACCUCCACUCCUCUCGCUGUCUCUGCCCACUCUCUGCCCACCCCCAGACUACUGUGACUUAAAAAGAGGGAACAGGAACCAGCACCCAAGUGGGCCGUGGGCAGCUGGAGGUCCCCGCUCAGUUGCACUACAAACACUGACCAAAUAUGCAAGCAAAGAGCUUUGUUUGUUUGUUGUUGUCUUGCACAGUGUUGUGAGGGACCCCGAAGCCCCUGUCCUGUGUCUGACCAGGUGGUGAGGUACAGGAAAAAACAGGCCCGCACAGACCGCGGGUGGGUCUCUCCCCAAGGCUGCAGGCAGCGAGGACACAUGACGUGCUUGGGGCUAAAGUCACUCACUGACCAAGUUGGAACCGGAAUGCUUUCUUACUCAAAAUGGCUUUUGUAACUCUUGAUUUCUAAAGCCGGUUUUAUGAGCUAUGACAGUGUUAACUGUUUUUUGAGUAUGUGUUUAUUUCCUACAAAGUACCUAUGGGACUAAUGGGCAAAACCUAGAUUUUUAAGUCUUCCGUAUGCUGUUUGACUUUUAUAUUUUUAAGUUAUAUUUUCAUACUAUUGUAUUUAAAAACUCUUUUUAAUCCCCAAAGAAAUGGAUUUGUUUGCCUUUCAUGGGGUAUGAGCUGUGGGAGGAAGAAGUCAAGAGUUUUUCUACUUGGGAUAUUGUUAAGUAAUGUCCUACGAUAAGAUGAGGCAAGUGACCCCAGUGGGCAAGGUGGACGGCCUUUGCCUGGAAUCAGAACCCGUGGUUGUGGAAGGUCAGGUCUGUGCAUGAGGCAGCUGGUCUGAAGGUGGAUCUGCGUGCCCCAGAGUGUGUGGAACAGGAGGGGAUCUGCCAGGACCCCAGUCACUUCUGCUGGCAGGUUAGAGGUCUUGGUUUAACUGGUAAAGGAGCCUAAGAGUUAGGUUUUUGUGUCCAGAGGAAUCAAGAGCAUGGGCUGCUCGUGUUUGUUCCCUGCCUCUCCCCAGAGCUUCCAGAUCUCAAGUGUAAAAUAGUCCCAGCCUCUUAGCCUCUACUACAGCAGCCUGCAGAGUCAAUCCUCUUCUGGUGCCUGUCACCUGCUGUUAUCUGCUCAUUUUACAUGGAAGUCUGGAGAACAUCCACAUGGCCAGACGAGCCUGUUUUCAGUCCCCCCUUCCCCACUCUGCAGAGCAUGGAGGCUGGGGUGGGCAGGUAGAGGUGAGACAACCUGCUCUAAAUCCAGAGGCUGCAGCCCCUCCUCACAUGGUAGCACCUGCUCUUCAGCCUGGCCACAGGCCCCUGUGGCUCGGAGAGUUUGCUGAAUAGAGGUGGAGCUGGCUGAGCCCAGCACUUUCCUGCUGUGGAAGCAGCAGGGUGGAGUUGCCCAGUGGUUUGUCAUGCCAAGAGGCAGCCACAGAUCCUUAGGAACAGAAAACUAUAAUGAAACAAAAAACUAUAAAACAAAAAACUAUAAAAACGCUAUAAUGCGGGCUACAAGUGAGACAAGCGCAGAGGCCAUUCCACUCAGAACCAUCUUUUUAAACCUGUGUAAAAACAUGUUCCUCUUCAGCAUAAUGGGUCUGAAUAUGUUUGUGGUAUGUAAGCCAGACUGUUGAACCAGGCACCUGGAACUGUCGUCUGCUGCUGCUUGUGGUCCUGCCUGUCUUGGACAUGGUGGAAUAGCUUAGGGAGGCCCUCUCAGCCCCUCUUCCUCCAGGAAUGCGGAAUCACUGUGAGGAGCAGGGACUGUAGCUGUGCAGUAGGAGGUGACUCCACCAGUGUGGGGAUCGCUGCCAGAGGAGGGGACAGGCUGGCAGUGAGCGAGAUGGAGCCUGCGCAGGUCCCACAAUGCUCCUGCUCUCAUUCACUCUCUUUGGUUCCUCCCAUUCCAUAACUGUGGUCUUUCCCUACCACAUCUCCACGUCUCCAGUGGGGGCUCUCUUGGGUUGCCCAUCCCCAGACUACUGUGACUGGCAAGACCCAAGACUGGCAUUUCUGGGGAGACUGUCACUCAGAGUUCAAGCUUCAUGUUCAGUCUUGAGUUCCCAGUGUUUCCAAACCAGGUUCAGGGGUAGGGGACCACUGUCUGUAAAAGAAGGAAACUUGGGGUUGUAUACACCUCAGAGGACCUCAUAUCCAGGCUUGUCCCAGCAUCCACUGAACAGUGAGCUUGAGGGACAGAGGUAGCAAGUGAGUGCUGGUGGUGUCCUGUGUCCUGAUUGUUGUUAAUAAGGGCUUGAGUCUCUGAGCUGCAGCUGUGUAACUGGUUGACAAGGGUGGAGGUCGAACAGGGAGUCUGUCUGAUCCCAGGGGCCUCUUGGUGUGUGGGCUUGGACGGUGUGGCAUCAUCACAUGUUAGGCCUUCCCAUCCUCCUGUGCCCUGGGAGAGCCUCCAGCUCUCUAGUCACUGGGGCUCUUACAUGGCACACUCUCCCAUGAAAGCAACACAGAGAGCUGUGGUCAGGACUUCCUCCUGAGCUGUCCUCCCUCCCUGGGUUGAGUUUCCUCACCACCUGCUCCGAGGUGCCUUACGAGGUGCAGCCCUUCACUGGCUAAUGGCAGGCGUCACCGUGCUUGAGAAAUGAUGGGAUACUGACGGAAUAUUGUAUACGGUCAAUCUGAUUUGUCCAAAUCUGAACCUUGGCCAAGCCACCCACAAUGGAAGCUUGAAAUCAAGGUCAGGAACAGGUUUCUUGUAACUAUUGAAAAUAAACCAAUAUGGCAGAACUGUGAUCUGAUUGGAAAAGGUGGUUGUUGCUGUUAUUUCCUUUUGGCUGUUAUUAGGACAUUGACAAUGGCAAGGGAGAUGGUGAUGAGAUCCUGGGUGUUAAUGGCUUCUCAGUCCACAUAGCCUGAAGAUGUGCAAGGUGAGGGUCUGUGGCCCCUCAGCCCUUGAGCACUGUGGUGGCCUCCUGCCACAACUUUCACUUGUGCCCUCCCUGGUAACAGGGAGUCUUAGGUUAAUGUCACCUCUCAUGCCUCUUUCUUCAGGGAACAUAAAAAAGCUCAAAUGCAAGUCAUAACUUCCCUUCAGCAGUGUACCAGGGUCCACAUCUGAAGGCUGGCCCAGGACCCUGAGGGAGAAGGGCUUGCUCAGCCCUCCGGACUGCACUUCAGUGACCUUUUUGCAGCAAGUCAAGACAGGUUGCCCUGGGGGCUUUCUGCUGGCCAGACAGAGCAGCCACUUCAUAGGGCACAAGGCUGACUCUUAGAAGUUCCACACCCUUCCAGCUAAGAGGCAGAGCUCUGUUUUACCUUGUAAGACAUUGAAAGCCCCAAGGGGCAAUGCUUCUGGUGAGAGACUUUUGGUCUGACUUGCUUCGAGCACCUUGAGCUCCUGGGCAGGUGGGUGGGCAGGUCAGUUGGUUCAUUGAUUGGUUUGGUUGUUUUCAAUUUGAUUUUUCUUUUCAUGAAGUUUACUAGAAGUCAGACCUAUGUAAGCAGAACCGAGGCCACUUCAGCCGCCAUCCCAGCAAGGGUGUUUCGUCAGUGGUGUUACAAGUCACAGAAAUACAGUUUCGAAAUGAAAGGGAAGAUGAUGUACUUAUAUUGUAAAAUGGUUUACAAUAAAGUUUGACAUAACAGUUUUUUAAAAAAGAAACCAUCACUUUUGUGGUUGUUGGUUGUGUGUUUUUCUGGGGUUGAAAUAGCUUAAUGGAGUUUAAAACAAUGUCCCCAGUGGGUUAGAAGGCUCCCCAGGAAGCUGCAGGAGAAGGAACAUCACAUCGCCCCAUGCAGCAGCGAAGCCAGUCUGCCAAGGAAAGAAAUCAAACGUGCUCUUGCCGUGUCUACUUCCUUGCUAAUGAGAGACUAAGCCACUCUACCUCCAGAGGAAUGAGCCAUGCUGGGAGGUGGUGUGAGGAGGGAGCACCCCACAUCCUAUCCCAGAGGCCAUGGGCUGGGCAGAGCCAGCUGUGAGGCAGUGCUGAAGCCCCGGCUGGCACCCUGGUGCUGGUGGAAGGGCCCUCACCAGGCCUGGCGUGCCCUGCACUGCCCCUGGGAGUCCUGGCAUUCCCUGUCAGCACUCAUCUCAGCCUGAGCCUGGCCAUCCUCACAUUGGCCUCCUGGGAACCGAAACUAGAGUGGGGAUUGGGGUGGGGUUAAGGUAUGAUACCAGUGGAGUGGCAUUUGGAAUAACCAAAUGUCAAUGCCUGGUUGGGUUCCAUCUGCUAGAGCCUUCAAGAUAAAAAUAAUCUCCAUUGCAAACAGGAAAGGAACUGGGGUGUGUCUGCUCUGGUGGGGAUCGUCUCCACUCCCCACACCCACCCCAGGCUCAGAGCCCUGCCGUGUGGCCCUGGGGAUCUUCCCCUACAAAGAUGAGGGUGAUGGAAACAGAGGAGAACCAAGUCACCUUGCAGGAGGUCCUUGAGCCUGUCCCCUGCACAGCUCAAUACCUGGGGUGGGCUUCACUCCUUCUCAGGACUCUUGUAGCACUUAAGCUGUCCUGCUGGUCAGCCCCACCCCAUCCCUAUGACAUAUCCCAGACAGAGACUGUCCCUGGGACCCUCAUGUCAAGCAUUUUCUAGUCUUUCCUGGGCCCCCCUUCCCACUGCCUUGCUUCUUCCCUUUCAGUUUAGAAGGAGAGCCAGUCUCCAAGGUCAUGUGCCGGAAAUGGGCAGAGGACGAUGCUAUCCACAAAAAUCUGGUGGAGCAGCCCCCCAGGGUCCCCUUGGCCUCAGUUUCCCCAUCUGUGGGCCAUCAGUGGCCCCUUGCUCUGAGUCUAUCAUGAUGGCCCUGUGAGCUCACCCUAAGCAAAUGCUUCCAAGCACCAGACACUGGAAACUUCUGCCCUGCUGCUGCUCGGGAUAGAAAGUCACUUCCCACUAAAAUCCACAGGAAGGAGCAGAAGAGAGAGAAAAACAAGCUCAGAGCAUCCAACCCAGCUCAGGGCCCUCCCUCUCCUCACGGACAGCCCCCUACACUGGGAUGGGCUAUUGCAGACAGACAAGCCAAACUGUCACACACAUUCCUAGACCCACAUUCAUAAACACAGCCAGUCGCCAUUAGUGCCAGCACCUCCCACCUGCAAGUAGAGCAGCUGUUCCCAAGGGUGCAGGGUCUCCCCAGCUGUCUGCUUUCGCCAGGGCUGCUGUCCCCAUCAUGUCCGAGAAUAAACUCUGAAGCUAGUGGCUGAGUGGACUUGAAUCAUCAGAGAGCCUGUCGGAGGUAGGGGAGUGACUUACAGGGACGAGCCAGCAGGCUAUAUAAGCUCCAGAGGGCCAGGCUCCACGCAGAGCUCUUGCCUCGCUGCUGUCUGCCAGAGGCACCUUCAGGGAGCCAUCUCUUGCCCAGCACCCACCAUGUCCCAGGCUGGCGCUCCAGAAGCCCCCAUCAAGAAGAAGCGUCCCCCUGUGAAGGAGGAAGAUCUGAAGGGGGCCCGAGGGAACCUGGCCAAGAACCAGGCAAUCAAGUCCAAGACCUACCAGGUCAUGCGGGAGUGUGAGCAAGCUGGCUCAGUCGCCCCAUCUGUGUUCAGCCGUGACCGCACAGGCACUGAGACUGUCUUUGAGAAGCCCAAAGCUGGACCUGCCAAGAGUGUCUUUGGCUGAGAAGUGCUCAUCACGCCCCCUCCACCCGGAGCACCUGGACACAGGAGCCUUUCCCACGAACUUUUUUUAUGCCAGAAUAUGUCUUUCUUCCCAGCUGUCUUUGGGACCGCCGCCCUUGCCCCACAGCCCUGACCCUUUGCACCAGAACCUUGGAAACACCAAUAAAGAGUAUGCCCAAGUGGCCUCAGCAUUA
Molecule: messenger RNA, 5808 nt
Organism: Marmota flaviventris (yellow-bellied marmot)
Lineage: Eukaryota; Metazoa; Chordata; Mammalia; Rodentia; Sciuridae
Product: store-operated calcium entry regulator STIMATE
Biological process (GO): activation of store-operated calcium channel activity; chondrocyte proliferation; chondrocyte differentiation
Cellular component (GO): nucleus; membrane; cortical endoplasmic reticulum
Molecular function (GO): calcium channel regulator activity
Source: RefSeq, a predicted model, not a curated record